This is a messenger RNA of Capsaspora owczarzaki ATCC 30864, 3186 nucleotides long. RefSeq lists its product as hypothetical. The transcript has 10 exons. Gene Ontology annotation, molecular function: guanyl-nucleotide exchange factor activity. NCBI's taxonomy places the organism in Eukaryota, Filasterea, Ministeriida, Capsasporidae. The coding region runs from base 1 to 3186 and encodes 1061 amino acids. Gene Ontology annotation, biological process: Ras protein signal transduction; positive regulation of GTPase activity. Gene Ontology annotation, cellular component: plasma membrane. The record is from RefSeq and is a predicted model, not a curated record.
AUGCGGCUGUGCGACGUGACAGUUGCGCUGCGCACGCUCGCGCGCAUCACUGCGAACGCGCUCAAGGCCAAAAACAGCAAGGCGCCCACUAGUGUGAUUCGAACGGUCGCGGGCGACGUCUUUCGUGCCAUCGAAGCGGAAUGGGAGCGCAUGGUGAGCACAGUGGGCAACGGACUGCCCGAUUCACAAGCGCUGCGCAAGCAAAAGCUGCUUGCAAGCGGCGCUGAAGUGCGCCAGCUCAUUGGACGAAUCGUGUCCGUGCUGAACGCCACGAACAACGAGUUUAACGCCACCGUGUAUGACUCGUUCGUGGCCGCCACAGAAGGCCUGGCCCGAUUCAUGGCCGACCAUUUUGUUGAAGCCAUGAACUCGAUGCUCGAGCCGCUGUCAAAAGCAGCGCAGCAAUGUCACACGGACGUGCAGGCCGUGCGCAACGCCGGCAAAGCAAACGAUGUGCUGAGCGCAUUCAACACGGCAACGCGCUCGAUUGCCAGUUUUGCCGAAACGGUGAGUCUGCUCAAGGGCAGCUUCCCGCCGCUUGACUCUGAGUUCUACUCCUUCCUCGGCGACGGCUUCAACUUUUUAAACACGAUGAAUUCCCGCCUGGCCGAAGAUGUGAACGCCUUCUUGCGGCUUCCGCAGGCGCCGACCGCACCGCCGCACACGCUGCCGCACGGCAAGCUCGCGACGGAAAUCCUCGCCCUUGUGCGCGACAUUGUGGACGCCGUCUCACUCGAAAGUCAGUCCAUUUCUGGCGCAUCCACCUUGGCCUGCUACAGCAAAACCUUGUCGUCCAUCCUGCAUGCCGAAGAGCUGCGCACGCAGAUGCAUGCCAGCGAAGUGCAGGACGUGCGCGACUCUGGCGCCAACGCGCGUCUUGUUCAGCUCAAGUCCGAGCACAGUCUGGCAGUGCCGCCUUCGAUUUCGUCAUUAGCGUCUGUCGCGGACGACGUGAACGUGUCGUUGCAAAACAUUUCGUUUGCUGCCUCCCAGUACGACCCAAACACACUCAAAUCGGUCGUCGAGUCGGCCCAGCCGCAGGUUGGUGCUUGCGUGCGUUCCAUCGCAACGGCGUUCGACGAAGAGAUCAAGCGGCUCCAAACAGACGUCUCAACGCAUCAGACACAGCUGGAUGCGGCGCUAGAGCAGGUCAGAUCGGCCCCGGGCGACAAGGACGCCACCAGCCAGCUCGUCAAGGCUGCGUCCUCCUUGCAGCUUGCCGUCGCUCCCGUGGGCAAGCAUUUGUACGAAGGUGUGGCUUCGCCGCAACUCGGACAGCUCGAAGCGCAAUUGCAGUCGGCCACCAAGCGCGUCAACGAUCACGCAGGGGGCGAAAACCAAGCAGAGCUCGAACAGGCGGCCGCGCAGGUUGCCGCCCUCGCCCGCCAAACGGCUACUCUGAAAGAGCAGCUGCUCGAUGUCAACAAGGUUUUGGAAGCUCCCGGCAACGACGAGCUUGCCGAAGAGCUGUACAUGGCCUGUGACUCGCUCGAAGAAGCAGUCGACGAAGCGCUUGGUCGGAUUGUCCCGAUUCCCAAAUCGGCGGAAACUGUUCUUGACGAUUCGCACGAGGAAGGCUGGAAACGACUGGACGAAAUUCAGUCAAAACAAGACAUGGAGUCGUUCUCAAAACUGGUCUCGACGCCGGUCGAGGCCGUUGUCAACACCUACGCCACCAUUCGCAAGAGCAAUAACGGUGGCGCGCGCUCCAAGCUCCCGAUGGGCGAUAACAAGACCAACGCCGCGGCGUUUGAGGGCACGGUGCCUGAAAUCGUGCAGGACUUUGAGGAGGCCAUCAAGCGCAACACGGCGGCAGCCAUCCCCGACUUUUUGCGGACUCGAACGGACACUGCCGUUGAAAAGGCGCUUGCCGCACCCAAGACCAUCCGCGGCAAGUCGAACAAUAGCAAAAACCCCGAUCCAGCCGCAGCCGGGCUCAACGUCUCUGUGGAUCAAAACAGUCAAGUCGUCGUUGAGCUUGGUCAAUUUGGCGAAGAGCGCGUUGUUAGUGGCACGCUCGAGCAGUUGAUUGUGCGAUUGACCGAUCCUGAAAAGAUUGACAUGUUGUUUACAAACGCGUUCAUCAUGACCUGCAACAACAUUGUCUCCCCCGAGCAACUGAUUGACAAAAUGACUGAUCGCUAUCGCCGGCCGCCAGAAGCCAAAAAGUACCCCAUCAUGGAGCGUACUUGCAUCAUUCUCAAAAAGUGGAUUGAUGAGCAUCUCGAUACCGCCAGUCCCACGUAUUCUCGAGUCAAAGAAAAGCUCACUGCUUUUAUUUUGUCGAUGGACACGUCCAAGGGCGAAUAUUUGCAAAAGAUUCUUCAGCGAGCACUGCUCAAGAAGGAGAGCGAUUCGAGCGAAAAACGCCCGUCGCUGCGAUCAACCACUGGCAAGCCUCGACGCAACACGACUGGUGCAUUCAAGCUCCUCGGAAUUUCGACCUUGCUCCACUCAGAUAGCUACGAUAUUGCUUGCCAGCUUGCCUCCGUCAAUGCUGACUUGUUCAAGGCGAUUAAGCUCGGAGAGCUCCGAAAACUCGCGUGGAUGUCGAGCGAGAAACAAACCAAGUCGCCCAAUGUGUUGGCCAUGAUUCGCAUGUUCAACCUUGUGGCUGUCUGGGUGGCCGCGUCCAUUCUCGAAGAAAAGAAACUCAAGCGUCGCGUCAAGAUGAUUAGCAAAAUGGUCGUGAUUGCCUCAUUCCUGCGGCAGCUCGGCGAUUUCCAGGGCACGAUGAGUAUUCUGGCCGGAUUGUCCAUGGCCUCAGUCAAGCGACUGACCUGGACGUUCCGCCUCAUGUCAAAGCGUCACACCAAGCGUCUUGAAGAGCUGGAGCUGGAGAUGCAGGCUGAAAAGUCUUACUCUCGCUACCGCGCGGCAUUGAAUUCCACCAAAAAUUCGGUUAUUCCAUUCCUCGCGGUCUUUUUGAGCGAUUUGGCUUUCAUUGACGAAGGCAACCCCGAUUUCCUUGGCGAGCGUGUCAACUUCGCCAAGCAGUACCUGAUUUACGACCUGUUCUUCUCGUUUGAAAACUACCAACGUCGGGCCGCGUACGAGACGUCCAUGUCAAACUUCAACCUCCUCCAAAGCAUUGGUGCGGCCAACAAGAGCGUUUCAGAGCAAGGCCUGUAUGAAUUCUCACUCCAGGUUGAGCCGCGCAACGCCAAACGAAACGAGAUUCGAUAA